AUGGAUCAUUAUACAUUAGGCCAACACAGUCAACCCGGCCACACCGCAAGCUUUCAGUGGCUUUCUUUGGCUUACCAGGGCCUGUCAGAAAUCCCCUAUGAAACCAUUCUAACACAGACAGACACACUGGAGGUGCUGGACCUGAGUUACAAUCUGCUGGAUGAUCUUUAUUGGAACCCGGCUCUGCUGGGACAGCUGGAGAAGCUCAGCACUCUGAUCCUGGACUGCAACAGCUACACAUCUCACAUCAAGUUCCCCUACAUGCCGAGUGUCACCACAGUGUGCAUCAACAAGAACAAGAUCAACAAUCUGCCUGUGUUUGUGGAAGAAAUUCGACGAAAGUUCCCCAACAUAAAGAUCCUCAGUAUGAUGAACAAUGAAGCAGCACCUAGCUAUUUCAAUGGAGGAAGUCUGAACCAGUACAAAGACUACAGACAGUAUGUCAUCAGUCAGCUCCCAGGCCUGGAGAUUCUGGAUGACACUGAAGUCCUGGAGAAGGAGCGAGUCCAGGCUAGAAAAACCUACAGGCUGCAGCAGAGCAGUCACAGCAGCAGAAAGAGGAAGGAGGAUUCAUCAAAGAAACACACACACAUGCAGAAAAAGUCAAAUACUGUCAUAUGA
Molecule: messenger RNA, 621 nt
Organism: Cottoperca gobio
Lineage: Eukaryota; Metazoa; Chordata; Actinopteri; Perciformes; Bovichtidae
Product: leucine-rich repeat-containing protein 72
Exons: 4
Coding region: 1-621 (206 amino acids)
Molecular function (GO): protein binding
Source: RefSeq, a predicted model, not a curated record